CCAUGGCCAAGCCGGGACACUCCUGGAGCCGUGCACCAGCGGGGAAGGAGGAGGAUGAGGAGGGUGAGGACCCCCUGGAUGCCAGGAUCGCCCGGACGGGCUGCCUGGAGCAGCACCGGGAGCUGCAGGAGUGCAUGGAACAGCACCGGGAUUGGCGGCACUGCCAGACACAGCUCCGGGCAUUCGGAGCCUGCAUGGCCCGGCGGGACCAGCGGGAACAGGGACAGAGCCGGGCACACCCUGCACAGUGACACCACUCGGGACCCCCAGGAAUGGGGGAGCUGUGCCUUUCACCCCCCUUUUUUUGCGUGAUUUUUUUUUUUUUUACCCAAGUGCCAGGAAAUCCACGUGGGAAAUUAAAUCUGGGAAUUUAAUCGUC
Messenger RNA from Manacus vitellinus (golden-collared manakin), 379 nucleotides. Its product is annotated as cytochrome c oxidase assembly factor 4 homolog, mitochondrial. The coding region runs from base 3 to 251 and encodes 82 amino acids. Gene Ontology annotation, cellular component: mitochondrial intermembrane space. Lineage: Eukaryota; Metazoa; Chordata; Aves; Passeriformes; Pipridae. The transcript has a single exon. Gene Ontology annotation, biological process: mitochondrial respiratory chain complex IV assembly. The record is from RefSeq and is a predicted model, not a curated record.